AUGUGCAAACGGAGACCCCCCCCGACUCUUUGUCAUACCCAUUCCUAUGAGAGUGCAGUUGGGAGUUCAACAGCAGUUGGGAGUUCAACAUUUGGAAGUUCCGCAGUUGGUUUGACUUUGUGCCAGACCCAUUCUUAUGACAGUGCAGUUGGGAGUUCAACAGUUGGAAGUUCCGCUGCCGCCAGCGUGCAGGACGCCCGUGUACAAACUCAGCUCUCUUUAAUGGACGCCUGUGUGCAAACAGAGAAUCUUGUUUCUGGUAUGCACAACGGUGCGGAAGUGGACGCUGUCACGGAUUCCCCAAACGUUUCUUCAAUGGAUGCUGGCGUGCAAACUCAGUUCACUGGCAAGGACGCCUGUGUGCAAACUCAGUUCACUUCAAUGGAUGCUGGCGUGCAUACUCAGUUCACUUUGAAGGACGCCUGUGUGCAAACUCAGUUCACUUUCCAGGACUCCGUCAAAACAUGGAUUGACAGGAGCACUGCCCAGAAGGGGUUCACCGGCCAGAUUGCGCUGCAGUAUUUAAUCCAGGGGCUUGAGUUAUUCGUAGACUUCAUGACAGAGCCAAUGACCUUCCCAAAACAUCAUGUAUCAUUUUGGUUCCAUACUUUGUUCAACCUCACGGAUCAUGUUCAGUCGUUUCUGGGAGAACUUUUGGAUUGUCUCAAAUCUCACCGUUUCGUGACGGGGAGAAUGGACCGUGCCGAGGAGGCCAGGUUUAAAGCUCCAGGGUACAUUGUCGAUUGUUUCAGUUUUGUUCCAGACGGACUUUUCGAGAGUGCCAGUCGCGCAGACCCGCGGAGACUCGCAGCAGACACCCGGAGACUACAGCAAAUGUGGGAGCCCCAAGAGCUCAGAAUUACGUCGCCACGUGGACGAAUCGCCUCUCCGUCGGGGUUGUCGUCUGUCCGUGUCGCUUCGGAUGUGAUAGCCAAGACUGGACAUCAAAAGUUGGUUCCCGAGUCUUCCCAAAGCAUUCGAGUUUCUCCCGAUGGCGGUGGGAGCUCUAGAGGUAGCCGCAAAGGCAGAGGCAAAGGCAAACGAUAG
Messenger RNA from Prorocentrum cordatum, 1047 nucleotides. The record is from the annotation of a GenBank genome assembly. Lineage: Eukaryota; Dinophyceae; Prorocentrales; Prorocentraceae.